Epinephelus fuscoguttatus (brown-marbled grouper) is the source of this 990-nucleotide messenger RNA. Its product is annotated as trace amine-associated receptor 13c-like. The record is from RefSeq and is a predicted model, not a curated record. Gene Ontology annotation, molecular function: trace-amine receptor activity. The transcript is spliced from 2 exons. Lineage: Eukaryota; Metazoa; Chordata; Actinopteri; Perciformes; Serranidae. The coding region runs from base 1 to 990 and encodes 329 amino acids. Gene Ontology annotation, biological process: G protein-coupled receptor signaling pathway. Gene Ontology annotation, cellular component: membrane.
AUGGAGACCUUGGAGGAAUAUGAACUCUGCUUUCCACAACUCCUCAACACCUCCUGCAGGAAGCCAAUUCGGUCUUAUUUUGAGGCCAUGCUCAUUUACAUUGUGUUGUCCUCCAUUUCUCUGUCCACUGCAGCUUUUAACCUGCUCGUCAUCAUCUCUAUCUCCCACUUCAAGCAGCUCCACACCCCGACCAACCUCCUCCUCCUCUCUCUGGCUGUCUCAGAUUUCUUUGUGGGCCCCCUCAAUUUCUUCCAAAUUAUGCUCAUAGAUGGUUGCUGGCUCCUCGGUAACAUCAUAUGUACUCUGUAUCAGUAUGUAAUAUACAUUAUUACCUCUGCAUCUAUAGGAACCACAGUGCUUAUAUCAGUCGACCGAUAUGUGGCUAUUUGUGAUCCUCUGCAGUACUCCACUAAAGUCACAAAACAAAGAGUUCAAGUCUGUGUUUGUCUGUGUUGGACAGGUUCUAUUUUCUUUCACAGCCUGCUGCUGAUGGAUAACCUGGAACAACCCGGCAAGUUUAAUUCCUGCUCUGGAGAAUGUGUGUUUGUCAUCAACUACAUUGCCGGAAUUGCAGAUGUGUUAUUGUCCUUUAUCGGUCCUGUCACUGUCAUCAUAGUUCUGUACAUGAGAGUAUUUGUGGUGGCUGUGUCUCAGGCUCGUGCCGUGCGGUGUCAUGUCACAGCUGUCACUCUCCAUCAAACAGCAAAAGUAACUGUUAACAAAUCUGAGCUGAAAGCAGCCAGGACUCUUGGUGUUGUCAUUAUUGUGUUUCUAAUAUGUAUUUGUCCAUAUUUUUGUGUUGCACUAUCAGGCCAAGACACCUUACUCAAUGCUUCAUCUGCUGCCUUUGUAAUCUGUUUGUUCUACUUUAAUUCCUGUCUGAAUCCUGUGAUCUAUGCCUUUUUUUACCCCUGGUUUAGAAAAUCUAUUAAGCUCAUUGUUACACUUAAGAUACUGCAGCCUGGCUCCCGUGAGGCAAACAUGCUGUAG